CCCCAGCUCUGAUCUCUCUCUCUCUCUCUUCUUUAAACUACACUGAAGACAGAAAAAGGCUAAAACUGUUACUAUGAAUGUUUUUAGUUUAGCUGUGAAGAUUAUCUGGAAUAUGAUGUUUGGAAUUCUUGUUUUCCUUUACCAAUUCUGGUGGAUUACUGCUCUGCCAAAGAAUCAGAUCCAACCACCAGUGUCCUCACAUUUAAAGUUACAAAGCAAGAAUUAUAAUGUCAUGUCUAAUACAAGCCUGGAGAACCUUGGUACAGAUCAUUUUGCUCAUAUGUUUCGCCUCUUGAAGCGAGUUAAAAGGGACUGGGUGAUUCCUCCGUUGUACUUCCCUGAAAAUGACAGAGGGCCAUUUCCAAAGUUUAUUGUCAAAAUAAAGACGAGUAAGGAUGCUAACGUGAUGAUAAACUACAGGAUCACAGGCCCCGGGGCAGAUGAGGGCCUGUUCACUGUGGACCGCAGGUCAGGGGUGCUCCAGGUCACCAAGCCGCUGGACAGAGAGCAGAGAGACACAUAUACUCUCUGGGUUCAUGCCGUUUACGCUCAUGACGGCAACAAAGCUGAAGAGCCUAUGGAGCUGAUCAUCCACGUUAUUGACCAAAAUGACAACCGUCCAGAAUUCACUCCGAGCUCCUUCCACGGCCAAGUCAGCGAAAGUGCCAAGGCUGGGGAUUCUGUCAUGAGGGUAAUAGCUACUGACAGAGAUGACCCAGAAACAGACCACACCUUGAUCAAGUAUCGAAUAUUGUCCCAAACACCAGAAGUACCAUCUGACCACAUCUUUGCCAUAAACCCCCUGAGUGGAGUGAUUAGUCUCACGGGAGGAGGACUGGACAGAGAGACUCUUUCAGAGUAUAAGCUGGCCAUCCAUGCUGCAGACAUGAACGGUGAAGGGCUUUCUGCUACAUGCACAGUAACUGUAACCAUCACUGAUAGCAAUGACAAUGCCCCACAAUUCCUUAUCAAAUCGGCCUCUGCUUCUGUCCCUGAGAAUAAGGCUGGAGUUGAAGUCUUGAGGUUAAAAGUCACCGAUGAAGAUGAGUUGGGAUCUGCUAACACCAACACAAAAUAUGCAAUAAUCAAAGGAAAUGAGGCUGCACACUUCAACAUCAGCACAGGACCAGACAAAAUGGAGGGGAUCCUUUCUACAGCAAAGAAGUUGGAUUUUGAGAGCACUCCCACCUUCACCUUGUUGGUGAUAGUCACAAAUGAAGCACCCUUUACUAGAUCAGUUUCUACCUCCACUGCAACGAUCACAGUUACAGUAAAAGACUUGAAUGAGCCUCCCAUGUUCACUCCCUCCAAAAUACAAGUGGCCCUAUCUGAAGAUGCUCAGAUUGGCAGUUCUGUGACUUACCUCAGAGCCAUAGAUCCCGACACAUCAAGACCAACAAAAAUACGAUUUAAGUUGAACACAGAUGCUGCCGGGUGGUUUCACCUUGAACAAGACACUGGGCGAGUGAGUGUGAAAAGUGACCUGGACAGAGAAUCACAUUUUGUACGGGACGGCAAAUACACUGUCCCUGUUUUGGCCUAUGACAAUGAUACAGCUCAAGCUACAGGAACAGGCACUCUGAUAGUGACUCUAAUGGAUGUGAAUGACAAUGCUCCGGUGAUCCUGCAGAGGAGGGUCAGUCUGUGCAAUGUGGACCCUGUCCCUGUUCAGCUGGACAUAAUGGACUUGGACAGUCCGGAGAACGCAGGACCUUUCACUGUGGAGCUACAAGGAGAGCAGCACCAGAGCUGGAACAUCAAGAUCAAUGCAUCAAGUCAUGCAGUGUUUCUGAGUCCCAAGCAUCAAAUGGCUGUGGGCUGGUCUUCGGUCCUGCUCAGAGUCUCUGAUGCUGGGUCACAGUAUCAGGAGAGCUCCCUGGACGUGGAGGUGUGCCAGUGUGAAGGAGCCGUGAUCUCCUGUAUCAUGCCCCACUCUGAUCCUCCACGCCUCCUUUACCUCGCUUUAGUCCUGGGAGCCGUUUUUGGACUCCUUUUGCUACUGUUACUGUUGAUCCUGAGGAGGAAAAAGCACAUGAACGAUGUGGCUCUUCUUAAAUAUCCAUCCAGAGAUAACAUUUUCUGCUAUGAUGAGGAGGGCGGAGGAGAAGAAGACAGGGUCUUUGAUCCCAGCCUGCUGCAUAGGGGUCUGAAAGAGCACCAUGGGGUCUUAUGCUCUGAUGUUGCCCCUGUUAAUCAAAUUCGUCCAAGCUACAGACACCAGCCUCAGCCCAAUGAAGACAUACUGCAGUUUCUCACAGAGAACUUGGUGGCUGCAGAUACUGACUGCACGGCUCCGCCGUACGAUUCCCUUCUGGUGUUUGACUAUGAGGGGGUGGGGUCACAGGUGGACUCUCUCAGCUCUUUGGACUCCUCCUCGAACUCAGAACUGGACCAGGACUUUGGGGCUCUGCAGGGCUGGGGGCCUUGCUUUAGCAGGCUGGCUGACAUGUACGCAGGAGGGGAGGAAGACGAUUCUGAUACUCUGCCAGGGAAAUCAGAGUGGGUUUGACAUAGUUUUUGUGUGUGAGGAUAGUUUUGAUAUGCAGGAAAG
This is a messenger RNA of Boleophthalmus pectinirostris (great blue-spotted mudskipper), 2551 nucleotides long. Its product is annotated as B-cadherin-like. Gene Ontology annotation, molecular function: calcium ion binding; cadherin binding. NCBI's taxonomy places the organism in Eukaryota, Metazoa, Chordata, Actinopteri, Gobiiformes, Gobiidae. Gene Ontology annotation, cellular component: plasma membrane; catenin complex; adherens junction. Gene Ontology annotation, biological process: homophilic cell-cell adhesion; multicellular organism development; calcium-dependent cell-cell adhesion. The coding region runs from base 74 to 2509 and encodes 811 amino acids. The record is from RefSeq and is a predicted model, not a curated record. The transcript is spliced from 15 exons.